GGGCGGCCAGGGGCAUUGGGGCCAGUAGGACCCGGUGGACCAGAGGGGUUCACAGGCGACCAAGGGCCUUUAGGGCCAAAAGGAGAGAAGGGCCACGUCGGGCGCAUGGGCCCCUCUGGGCUGAAAGGAGACAAGGGGCCCAUGGGCGUACCAGGGUUCCCAGGAAACGACGGAGUCCCAGGUCACCCAGGUCAGGACGGUGGCAGGGGUUUACCAGGGUUUGAUGGAUGUAACGGUACCCAGGGAGACCCGGGUCCCAGAGCUCUAGACGGAGGAAUACCUGGAGCUUCAGGACUCCCUGGGCCUAAGGGUCCUCAAGGGCAGAAGGGAGAACCUGUAUAUGUUGGAACCAAAGGGGGAGCUCCUGGUUUGCCUGGACUGGACGGUGUACCUGGCAUACGGGUCCCACCCGGACCCGAGCGGCCCGGCGACGAGCCCUCUAGUAGCUCAUCUAUUACCAACUAUCUACACAAGGAGAUAAGGUCCUCCUGGUUUUUAAUGGACCUCCCGGAUCUCCAGAAGACCGACGGGAUUCACAGCAGUCCAGGGUUCCCCGGGCAACCAGGCUACGGUGGACCUAAGGGUGCCCAGGGGAACAGGGGCCUCCGGACCCCCCAAUCUACGCAGACACACAAGGGGCUGUUCAAGGAGCACCAGGUGACAACGGUAUCGACGGCUUCCCCGGCCAACCAGGGGGAAGGGGGUUACAAAGGAGUACGUGGACCAUCUGGUAGACCCGGCCCACCUGGUCCUUUUGGCUAUCCUGGCGAGAAGGGAGAGAAUGGAAUUCUGGGGUAUCCAGGGGGACGGGGUCCUCCUGGUUUUAAUGGACCUCCCGGAUCUCCAGGAAGACCCGGAUUCACAGGCAGUCCAGGGUUCCCCGGGCAACCAGGCUACGGUGGACCUAAGGGUGACCAGGGGGAACAGGGGCCUCCCGGACCCCCCAUCUACGCAGACACACAAGGGUUGGCUGUUCAAGGAGCACCAGGUGACAACGGUAUCGACGGCUUCCCCGGCCAACCAGGUGACGCUGGCACUCCAGGGUUUCCAGGACAACCAGGACGACCAGGCGACUCCUUCGGCGAUGGUCGAGGAGGCAGCCCAGGGUUCCCUGGUACACUGGGGCCUAAGGGAGAGAGGGGUAACCCCGGCAGACAGAGCUACGGCCCUGAGGGCCUACCAGGAGGACCAGGCUUACCAGGACCCCCCGGACCUCCCGGACCAACAGGCAGAUCUGGUACGUUACGGCUUACCAGCAACAUAAUCGAGUCCAACCAGAAUUUUGCAAUUCUGCGAUUACAAAAUGUUUUGCAAAAUCAACAACCCCCUCCCCCUAUUACUAAAUGUUUUUACAUCCCUCCAAAUACCUGUCACUAUCAUUCAUAUCACUAUCAUUCAUUAUGUCAUCCACAAAUACCUGUAUGACUACCAUUCAUUAUGUCAUCCACAAAUACCUGAUUCACUAUCAUUCAUUAUGUCAUCCACAAAUACCUGUUUCAGGUUUG
Salvelinus sp. IW2-2015 is the source of this 1505-nucleotide messenger RNA. Lineage: Eukaryota; Metazoa; Chordata; Actinopteri; Salmoniformes; Salmonidae. The record is from RefSeq and is a predicted model, not a curated record.